GUUUCUUGUAUUUUUCUGAGCCGCCGAGUUUCGAAUGCUCGGUCUUUGGCUGCCUCGCCAAUGUGGUGUGGUAGCACACUGCCGCGCCAUGUCCACCACCACCACCACCACCACCACCACCGCCGCCGCCGCAGUGACUUCUGCCUUGCCAUCGUCGUCAGAGCCUCAGCGGGUGGCGCGAUUUGCAUGGCCGCCUGCGCUCGCGUCCACUCCCGCCGCUCUUGGCGCCGUUGCUCCAGCCGAUCCCGAACCAGAGGCCGACUCGGACGCCGCCAAGACCCGCGGGGCACUCAAGAUGGCUCGCUUGGUCGAGCUGUGCAAGCGGCGCGGAUUCGUCUUCCGGAGCGGGGAGAUCUACGGCGGCGGACUGCAGGGCUGCUACGACUAUGGCCAUGCCGGCGUCGAGCUCAAGAGCAAUCUGGCGGGCGAGUGGUGGCGCGCCAUUGUGCGCAAAAGCAGAGGCCGCAUUGUCGGAAUCGACUCGAGCAUUAUGAGCUCUUACAAGGUCUGGAAGGCGAGCGGGCACGUCGCGCAGUUCAACGAUCGCAUGGGCAUCUGCGCCUUGUCCGGAUUGCCGUUUCGUGUGGACAAGGCACCCCCGCUGCGGAUAGACACGGUGCGACCACGACAACAAGAGGCAGACCAUGCAACUGCCGUGGCCGCUGUUCCACAGCAGCACCGGGUCGUCAAGCUUACCGCUCCAGACGCCCAGCACGCUGCUCGCUGGGCUGCCAAAUUGGCGCAGGACGGUGACGCUGCAUCAGCUCCUGCCGACAAUUCAGCUGGAAGCAUCACUUUCGCCAACGCCGACGGCUCCGCUGGCAAAUCCAUCCCCUACCCUCCUGCGGCGGUGCCAAAGAGCAACUCGCCAUUCUUUGAAGAAAAGCUGAUGAACGGCAUGUUCCCAACGUCCGAAUUUGGCACCGACAUUCUCAACGAGGCAGCCACUGUCGCCUCCUCAUCUAUCGCUCAAAAACCCACCCCGACCAACGCUGACCAGGUGCGGCAAGCAUUCGCAGCCAGUAUCGCCCCGCGUUUGACCUAUCUGCGGCCAGAAACAGCUCAGGGCAUUUUCAUGCAAACCACCAACACGAGCAAUGCCAACAUCCUGAAACUGCCGUUUGGCAUUGCGCAAAUUGGAAAGGCCUUCCGGAAUGAGAUUGACGCGCAGCACUUUAUCUUCCGCUCGCGCGAGUUUGAGCAGAUGGAGCUCGAGUUUUUCAUUCCUCCAGGCGAUCACGAACCUUGGCUGCAGUACUGGGUCAACUCGCGCACGCAAUGGUGGCGAUCCUUGCUGCGCAAUCCCGACGAUAUUGUCCAGUUGCCCAUCCCCAAGCGUGAUCUUGCGCACUAUGCACGAGCGUGCGUGGAUUUAGAGUACAACUUCCCGUGGGGUCGAGGUGAGCUCGAGGGAGUCGCAGCGCGCGGUUCCCACGACUUGGAUGCGCACGAGGCCGGCUCUGGCGCGAAUUUGCGGGUGCCCGGUGCUCAACCGGGCUCUGUGGUCGUGCCACACGUGAUUGAGCCUUCUGCUGGCCUGACGCGCGGCGUUCUAGCCGUGCUUUGCGACGCCUUGCACGAGGUUGGUCCUGGAGAUCCGCGCUAUUCGGACAAGUCCAGCGAGCAGAGGUUGGUGCUCGCUCUGCACCCUCGUCUCGCUCCUUACAAAGCGGCAUUGCUGCCGGUUGUUGCCAAGGAGCCCCUGAUGGAAGCGGCGCGCAACAUGGAAGAACGGCUCGUCAACGAAUUUGGCCUGGCAGUGAUUUACGACGACGCACGCUCGAUUGGCAAGCGCUAUCAACGGCAAGACGAACUCGGCACACCCCUCUGUGUGGCCUUUGACAGCGAAGGCAUCACUGUUCGCAAUCGCGACACUUCCAAGUCGGAGCGCAUGUCCGAGGAGGACGCCAUUCAGCUGAUUGUCUCGACGGCGCGGCUUCCUCUUGCCUUUGAUGCGCUUCCACCGCUUCCACGAGAUGUGUCACUCGCAGCGGCGUAGUGCUACGAACAAGCAAGAAGGAGAAGAAUGCCAUUGCACUAAAUGAUGUAUUUUGUAUUUUGUAGCGACGAUACAAUGAUUUUUUU
Capsaspora owczarzaki ATCC 30864 is the source of this 2085-nucleotide messenger RNA. RefSeq names its product glycyl-tRNA synthetase. NCBI's taxonomy places the organism in Eukaryota, Filasterea, Ministeriida, Capsasporidae. The record is from RefSeq and is a predicted model, not a curated record. Gene Ontology annotation, cellular component: cytoplasm. The transcript is spliced from 2 exons. The coding region runs from base 35 to 1999 and encodes 654 amino acids. Gene Ontology annotation, molecular function: glycine-tRNA ligase activity; ATP binding. Gene Ontology annotation, biological process: glycyl-tRNA aminoacylation.